GGGCAGGGGGUCCCGCCAGCUGUCUACACUGGGGAGCUGCCCAAAGGGGUCACGGCCGGGCCAGUCCCCCGUGCCCGAGAGCAUGGGGACCGGGGAGGAAGGGGGCAGGGCCGCCACCGCCUGCAGAACUCGUGUUUCGGAGCUAGAGAAGCAGUAUGCCCCCAGCCGGUGGUCUCACCGCAUGGAGAAGGAGGCUGUGAUAGAGGCCCAUGUCAGGGAGGUGACUGAAGGCACCAGGAGGGCCCAGGCCACCAUGCAGACCCUGCUGCAUGUCCCUUAUGGGGGCAGUGAUGGGGAGAAACUGGACAUUUACUUACCCACAGAUCCCUCUGGAGCCUUCCCACUCGUCCUGUACAUCCACGGUGGAUACUGGCAGUUUUUAAGUAAGGAGGUGUCGGGCUUUAUAGCGCCCCCUCUGGUGACACAGGGCAUUGCAGUGGCAGUGGUUGGCUAUGAUGUGGCUCCGAAAGGCCACUUGGAUGUGAUGGUGGCGCAGGUCCGGCGCAGCGUGGCCUUCAUUGUGCAGCAGUAUUCAAAGACCAGCGGUGUUUACCUGUGCGGACACUCAGCAGGGGCUCACCUGGCAGCCAUGGUGCUCUCAACUGACUGGGAGGAGUACGGAGUGACACCAGACAUAAAAGGAGCUUUUCUGGUGAGUGGAGUCUAUGACCUCGAACCCAUCACGCACACCUCCGUGAACAACCUGCUCCAUGUGAGCCGGGAGGUCGCCCGGAGGAACAGCCCCGUCCUGUGCGUGACAGCAGCGACGCCUGCCAGGAAGGCCUGUGAGGUGCUGAUCGCUGUGGCCCAACACGACUCGCCAGAGUUCCACAGACAAUCCCAAGAGUAUUUCCAGGCCUUGCGCUCAGCUGGCUGGAGCGUCUCUUUGCUGGACAUUGCUGACACGGAUCACUUUGACGUCAUUGAGAAGUUAUCCCAGGGGGGCUAUAUCCUGACUCAGGUGAUUUUGAACAUGAUUUCAAGAGCUUGAUUUGAAAGUGAUGGGAGCAAAAUGGAGGCUGCAAACCACAGUGCCACUGACAGUCAGUCACUGCCUGGUCCCCACGUGACCCUUCCUGUUCCUGGGGCAAGACUAGCAUCUCCCUUGUGCAGCCCCGUCAGAUGUGCCCCAGCUGCUUGGGACAGACAUUUGCCUUUUCGGCCCCUCCCUGUCUAUCUAGUUCCAGUUCUGUGCAAUCCCUGAUGCUGGCUGGAACAGGGAAGGGCCAGCUCUAGCGGGGCCUAUUAGAAUAUUCUCAGUGGUGCCAGAGGUUUUUGUGCCAGGGUUGCUGGGCACAUCACCCUUGUCACACAGGCUGACACCUGGCUGCAGCGUACUGGCCAGACAGUCCAGUGGGGCUCUCCCUGGCUGUCUGGCUCCACUGUGGG
This is a messenger RNA of Mauremys reevesii (Reeves's turtle), 1389 nucleotides long. RefSeq names its product arylformamidase (gene AFMID). The transcript is spliced from 11 exons. The record is from RefSeq and is a predicted model, not a curated record. The coding region runs from base 83 to 991 and encodes 302 amino acids. Gene Ontology annotation, molecular function: arylformamidase activity. NCBI's taxonomy places the organism in Eukaryota, Metazoa, Chordata, Testudines, Geoemydidae.